This is a messenger RNA of Schistosoma bovis, 1964 nucleotides long. NCBI's taxonomy places the organism in Eukaryota, Metazoa, Platyhelminthes, Trematoda, Strigeidida, Schistosomatidae. The record is from the annotation of a GenBank genome assembly.
UUAUGUGGCGCAUAUCUAUUUGGUGCCUCUGUACUAAUGUUUAUGUGUUUAAAUAAAUAAACAAAUACUGAUAAAUGGUUGUGUAGUUUAGUUUAUUUGAACUAGUCUUACAUUUUAUGUACGUUGAUAAUCACUUUAAAUGUCAUUCAUUCUACUAAAGUUGAUAAAAUCUUAAUUUUUCAUAAGGUUUCUCACUCAUAUUGUUGGGAAUGACCUAAUGAAAGUAAGAUAUUCUUGUCCUGAAACGAAUGAGUAAAUCUAUUCUCUAAUCAUCCUUCAAUAGAUUUCGUUGUUGCACAUAAAUAACUGUAAUAAAAGAUUAAAACACUAGCAUUAUCGUGUAUAAAAUACUCAAAGCUACACGUGGUAAAUUGUUAUUUUUCAUUUAUUGGGAUCUUACUUCAAGCUUGUCACAAUUAGUUAUGAUUAUAUGUCUAAAGUGAUAUUUAAAAAAAUCAUUACAUUGGGCAGUAAUAGGACUGAAUGCUUCUUAGUGUGAUAGCUGCUCGAACACUUCUCCCUGACAAUCCUUAUUGUCUGAUAACCUCACAUUCUUACAUGUAUUAAGUUUCAUUGUGAGGGUUAAGUAUUUCAUAUAUUGAACUUAUUUGACUAUACCGUUCAUUAUGGAUUCUGUUUCUCACCAUGACUCAGUAGUAAUUUGAGGAUUUAAAUACAUUCAAGUAGUUAUUAUCGCGAGAUAUUCUUUGGAAAUUAACCAUGUAUUAAGUUAACCAAUAUAUUAGUCUGAUAAUUUCGUUAUGUUUACAUUCUUUAUAGGUCCGAUGCCGAUUUCAGUGGAUAGAGAACGCCGUGCUAACGCCGGAGCCCGGAUGGCUCGGUUGUUGAAUGAAGAGGAGGAGGAUGAAUUCUAUUCCAAUAUUUAUGGUGGAUUUGCAGAAGAAGAAGAAGAUGCCGAUUAUCAAUCAGAAAGUUCAGUUGAAGAUGUAAUUGACUCUGAUUUCGCUGAUGAAAGCAGUGGAUCUGAUGAAGAUGACGCAACAGCAAUAGCAUCGGACGAUGAUGAGAACAAACGCCAAAAGCGUCAAUCUAAUCGUGUUGUUACAAAAGGUUACAAAGAACCUAAACGUGCUAAAAUUACUCGUCCUCAAGAAAAUAAAUUACCUGAUAAGAAGGCUAAUAGUGAUAAAAGUUUAACUGAUUCUCAGAGUAAAUCUACCGUACAGAUUAAAGAUAAGCAACAACAGAUAACAAUAACAAAGAAAACUUCAGGGCAAAUUUCAACUUAUGAACGACCAGAAUUACGGGCAAGCACAUUACAAGCUACAGCUGAUCAAGAAGCCGAAACCACGCGUAGACGAAUAGCCACUGCUGAGAAUACAGCUGUUCGCCGUAAAGCGUUACUAGCCGAAAUCGCUCAGCGCAAAAAUCUUCCGGAAGUUCGGCGUUUAACUCAAGAAGAAUUGUUGGCUGAGGCAAAAAUCACGGAAGAAAUUAAUCGUCGUUCUUUAGCUCGAUAUCAACGCCUAGAAAUUGAAAAGAAAAAAGCACGCAUUCAGAAAACGGUCAAUUCCACUCCAAUGAUUCGUUAUCAUUCAUUUACUGUUCCAAUUAUCGAGGAACAGCACAAUAUAUACGGAGUGUUAGCUAGUAAUGAUGAUGAGUCAUCUAUUCGAGCUGGUCCGAUAAUUACAGAUCAUUCAGCCAAAUGUUCAAGAAAUCUAAUAACAUUUGCUAAUGAUGCAUGUUUUCGUGAUUCAAUGCCUGAAACAGUCACUCCACUUCCAGAACCUGGUUGCCCUGCUCCUACUCCUAUACGUCCAGAGCGUCGUUUACGUAUAUGUCCAAUUACUGGUUUACCAGCACGUUAUUUAGAUCCAUUAACUUUAACACCAUAUGCUAAUUUAGCCGCAUUUCGUGUACUUCGACGCUUAUAUUCCAUACAUUUAGAAACAAAAAAACCACCAAUAGAAUUGUUACGUGAAUAUCGGCAUGGUCGUUAA